UUUUUGGUCUUUAAUUUAUGGGUGGGGGGAUAUUAAAUUUGUGAUUGAAGUGCUUUGGGGAGAAGUUAGCAAAUAAUCAGUACACCUCAAUAGUUCAAAAGGUCUUGAAGCAUUUUUAUACUUUUCUUAUUAGUUUAGGACAGGCCUAUAAUAAAUUUACCUUCCUGAAUCUUUGAGAUUUGAAGCAAUCUUUUCUCGUCUACCAUGAACCUAUGUUCCAUAGAAAGAGUGUAAGAUCUCAGGAAUAUGAGUGUAUGCUUUAAAGAGAAAGUCAUAUCAUCUAACUGAGGGUUUGUGAUUUGUCACAGGUACCAAGACAGCAGUGUGAGGUCAGCUUUUACGCCCGUGCUGACCAAAGGAGUCCGUACUCCUUUUGUGCCUAAGCCUGGGCCUCUGAAGAGUGGCCUCAAUGUCCAGAGCUCAGAUGGCCACCUAAAUAAGAGAUUCCGCCCCUACAAACGUGGCAUCCCUAUGUCUGGUCGCAGUCACAAUGCCAUUCCCAGCGACUACAGCUCGACUGGAGGGGUGUCUCAGCUCCGUAAGAGAAGAGGUUCCGGUGCCUCAUCCUUCUCCAUCCCCACCUCGUGCUACAUGAAGACAAUAGAGAGGCCAGCAAAGAAAAUGAGAGAAGAGGAGCUUCCUCCUAACUCUGGCUCCUCAGCUCCCUUGGGAAGUGACACGCAGUCCCAGGGAGAACAGGCUACAACCACAUCUGGGAAGGCCAACUCCAGGGAUUCUCCACCCAGCAGCACCCGGCCACGCAAACGCAAAUUCCAACUGGUGCCCUCCAGGCGAGGGAUCCCGCUUAUCUUGCCUGAAACACCCAUCCUCGGCUAUCCCAUCACAGUCGAGGAUUAUGAGCAAGUUCAGACUGACUGGGUGAAGACCAUCUUCGAGGAUAAGACUGGUGAGGAAUACGGGUUAAUUUCACACCCCAGAGAUGGUUCCCUUUGGUUUUAUUUUGGUCUUUCUCCACUGAGAAAUCCAGCUCUUGGGUUCUCAGUGGACUCCGAGCACAGGACUGCUGCUUCCUCAGCCUCCCUCCCAGCCCCAAGCACUAACCUGCUGCUGGGCAGCUUGGGGGAGUUGGCAAACUCCCUGGGCCUACCAUCUUUCCCAGGGUGGGGUCCCUUCCCCUCUGGGAAAGAACAGGAUCAGAAGCACGAGAAAGAUCUGACCUCGCUGGCAGUCACCCACGACCAAGAUCUGCAGGAUGAAAGCCCCGAGGAGCCUGAGGGAAAACGCACGUGUUUAGAUAACGACAUCGAAGAUAACGACAUCGAAGACAUCGACAUCGGCAGGAACUAG
Manis pentadactyla (Chinese pangolin) is the source of this 1308-nucleotide messenger RNA. Its product is annotated as nuclear envelope pore membrane protein POM 121C-like. Bases 472 to 1308 code for a protein of 278 amino acids. The transcript is spliced from 9 exons. The record is from RefSeq and is a predicted model, not a curated record. NCBI's taxonomy places the organism in Eukaryota, Metazoa, Chordata, Mammalia, Pholidota, Manidae.